Messenger RNA from Boleophthalmus pectinirostris (great blue-spotted mudskipper), 588 nucleotides. Its product is annotated as 60S ribosomal protein L32. The coding region runs from base 147 to 554 and encodes 135 amino acids. Gene Ontology annotation, biological process: translation. NCBI's taxonomy places the organism in Eukaryota, Metazoa, Chordata, Actinopteri, Gobiiformes, Gobiidae. Gene Ontology annotation, molecular function: structural constituent of ribosome. Gene Ontology annotation, cellular component: cytosolic large ribosomal subunit; ribosome. The transcript has 4 exons. The record is from RefSeq and is a predicted model, not a curated record.
ACGCUAUUUACACAAUGCAAAAUUAAACAUUUGUAAUAAAACGUGUAAUACUACACUACCCAUAAGCCCCUAGGUUCACUCCGGAAGUCCUUUUCUUCCCUUCCUCCGUCGUUGAGGUCCUUUUUGGAUUUACAUCGGCCGUCACCAUGGCAGCCCUCAGGCCCCUCACCAAACCCAAGAUUGUCAAGAAGAGGACAAAGAAGUUUAUUCGUCACCAGUCUGACCGAUAUGUCAAGAUUGCGAAAAAUUGGCGCAAGCCCAGAGGUAUUGACAACAGGGUGCGCAGGCGGUUCAAGGGGCAGAUGUUGAUGCCUAACAUUGGUUAUGGUAGCAACAAGAAGACAAAGUACAUGCUGCCAACUGGUUUCAAGAAAUUUCUGGUCCACAACAUCAAGGAGCUUGAAGUACUUAUGAUGAGCAACAAGACUCACUGCGCUGAGAUCGCGCACAACGUUUCCUCCAAAAACAGGAAGCUGAUCGUUGAAAGAGCUGCUCAGCUGGCCAUCAAGGUCACCAACCCCAAUGCCAGACUCAGGAGUGAGGAGAACGAAUAAACUGGUUAUUUACAAUAAAUAUAUAAAAAUGGAA